AUGAAGAAGCUUUGGUUUUUUACGUUUUUCAGCUUUGCUUCUGGGCAGGAGAGAAAUUUCCAAAAGGACUUGAUACAAGCACUUAUAGAAGAGCAUGAGGGUCCGUAUGAGAUUCAGAGAUUGAGGAGAGCAACGACUAUUCAACAGAUAAAUGCUGCUGCUGUUGCUCUUACACGGAGCAUUCAACUUACUUACGACACAAUUGAGUUUGUGUCAGAAGUUCAAAAUCGCUCUGAAAACUACUGGACUUACGUUACAACCGAUCUGGCAAAGAUUCAGAACUGGGAUGAGCUGAUUGCUAUGGAAUUUAUCGAUCAAACAUCUUCGCUUAUGAGAUUCUUUGUUGAUUUCAUCGACGAGUUUGUCUUCGAAAUCGACGAUAUCAUCGAUGAUCUUUGCAACUUUUAUAAUGACUUUUACUGGUUUGAAGAUUUUACUGGCUUUGACAUUUGCGGCAAUAACUUUGAGUCCGCCAAGAACUUCAUCGACAUCUUGGACAACAUCGUCGAGUUCAUCGAGCUUCACUACCAGCUGAUUGAAAUGUUCUUUGACCUGUACGUCAACAGAUCAAACAUCUGA
Molecule: messenger RNA, 579 nt
Organism: Oikopleura dioica
Lineage: Eukaryota; Metazoa; Chordata; Appendicularia; Copelata; Oikopleuridae
Source: the annotation of a GenBank genome assembly